This is a messenger RNA of Trichobilharzia regenti, 327 nucleotides long. NCBI's taxonomy places the organism in Eukaryota, Metazoa, Platyhelminthes, Trematoda, Strigeidida, Schistosomatidae. The record is from the annotation of a GenBank genome assembly.
AUGAGCGAAGAUAAUUUGCGGUUAUCUCAAAUUUCAGCCGGUUCAAUAUUAGAAAUACUCAAAAACUCGAAUGACGUCAGUAUCUAUGACGCAACAUAUAAUAUUUUGAAUAAGUAUGAUACUAAAGAAUUAGAAAUGUGGAUACAACACAAACUGCUCUGUAUUUGGAGUAAUUCACCGGCUAAAAUAAAGGCGAAUGAGAAGAGAAAGGAUAUAACAAGGGAUCCUUGUGACGAUACACAACCGAAGCGCAUGAUAUUUAAAAGCAUUGAUGAUUUUGACAAACUCUUUACAGGUAUAAAAGAAAAUGAUGCAAUAGAAGAAUAA